UUCCAGUAUUUUCUUUUUUUCUCUUUGUGGAGCCUGGGGCAUCAACACAAAAGUUUAGUGGCAGAAAAUGAUAGGUUAGGUUAAUUCAGUUCACUCUUCAGUUGUGUUUUUUCCUCCUGUUGCUGUUCUCCACAGGUUUGAGAUAACUGAGAACCUUUCUUGAAGGUCUGAUGAACUGUCAACAAGUCAAAUUUCAGAGUUGCAGUUCCAGCUGUCUUUAUGUUCAUUAUAUGAUCUAUACUAUAGAUUGCCACAAUUUGAAACAACUUUAAAAAUUUGCAUAUAUAAAAGCAGGGUGCCUGCUAUUCUUUAAUAGCAAGGAGUCAGAAGAAGAGAUGGCUUCUUUUUUCUCUCAGCAUAGAAACCACAGGUUUUACAGUUGCCUUUAAAGUCCUAGAUCUGAAGCACCCUUUUGCCCUCAGUGUGUGCAGUGGUCUCCUGGCUGUUCCUUGAGCACACCAGGCGCACUUCUGCCUCAGGGGCUGUGCACUUGAUCCCUGGAUCACCUUUUUCUUAAUACAGCUGCACAGCCUUGUGCCCUCAGCUCCUCAGAUCUUUCCUCAAAUGUCACUCUAACAGUGGCCCCUGCCCCACAUACAUUUACUUAACUCCCUAUCCCAUUAUCUGUUUUAUUUUUCUCCUUACCCCUUAUCAGCCUAUAACAUGCUAGAUCUUUAGUCUCCCCCAUUGGAAAGUAAGCUUCAUGAAGUCAGAUUGCUAAUAACUGUGUCCUUAACACUUAACCUAGCAGUUGUUAUGCAGUCAAUGCUCAACACAUUUUUUGACUGAAUAGGUAAAGAAGAGUUUAUUCUUGAACUAUCUCACUGUCAUGAAUUUCUGAUCAUGAUUGGUUGUCCUUGGAGGUGUGGAAUGGAUUUUCAGUAGGAUUUUGUAAGUUAUUUAUUAGAAGAAAUUGAGAUUUUUUUUGGUCAGUUGUCACCUCAUUUCUCUUGAUAGAAGUCUUGUGCUUUCAGGUCAUUGAAUGAAAGCACUUUGAGGGCAGAGAGGAUGAAGUUUGAGGGAUCUUUGGCAUUGGUGGUCUUUCUUAGAGGAAGAUUAUCUCAGAUCUCAUGUGGCUUGAUUUUUACCAACCGCUUCAGGCUCUUCCCUUGAGGUUAGACUUGUUUCUUAUAUGUGAUGCCAUUCCAGCACUGGACUCAUGGAGGCUGAACAUUUAUUCAGGAGUCCAUAGAGGCUACUAUAUUCUACUGAAGAAGAUGUCUAACAGUAACACUACUCAAGAGACCCUGGAAAUAAUGAAAGAAUCAGAAAAAAAACUGGUAGAAGAAUCUGUAAACAAAAACAAGUUUAUAUCUAAGACUCCAAGUAAGGAAGAAAUUGAAAAAGAGAGUGAAGAUACCAGUUUGCGUCAGGAGACACAGAGGCGGACAUCCAGCCAUGGUCAUGCCAGGAAAAGAGCCAAGUCUAAUUCCAAGCUCAAGUUGGUACGUAGCCUGGCAGUGUGUGAGGAGUCCUCUGCCCCAUUUGCUGAUGGGCCACUAGAAACCCAGGAUAUAAUUCAGUUGCACAUCAGCUGCCCCUCUGACAAAGAGGAAGAAAAGUCCACAAAGGAUGUCCCGGAAAAGGAAGACAAGGACAAAAACAGAGAAAAGGUCCCAAGGAAGAUGCUGUCUCGAGACUCCAGCCAAGAAUAUACGGACUCCACUGGAAUAGACCUACAUGAAUUUCUUGUAAAUACACUGAAAAAGAACCCAAGGGACAGAAUGAUGCUGCUAAAAUUAGAACAGGAGAUUCUGGAAUUUAUUAAUGACAACAAUAACCAGUUCAAGAAGUUCCCUCAAAUGACCUCUUAUCAUCGGAUGCUCUUACACCGGGUAGCUGCCUAUUUUGGGAUGGACCACAAUGUUGAUCAAACUGGAAAAGCUGUCAUCAUCAAUAAAACCAGUAACACAAGAAUCCCUGAACAGAGGUUCUCAGAACAUAUAAAGGAUGAGAAGAAUACAGAAUUUCAACAGAGAUUCAUUCUCAAGAGAGAUGAUGCCAGUAUGGACCGAGAUGAUAACCAGAUCAGAGUUCCAUUGCAGGAUGGAAGGAGGAGCAAGUCAAUAGAAGAGAGAGAGGAGGAAUAUCAAAGGGUCCGAGAGAGAAUAUUUGCCCGAGAGACUGGCCAGAACGGAUAUCUAAAUGACAUCAGACUCUCCAAAGAAGCCUUUUCUUCUAGCUCUCACAAGAGAAGGCAGAUUUUUAGGGGGAAUCGUGAGGGGCUAAGCCGCACCUCAAGCAGCCGCCAGAGCAGCACAGACAGCGAACUCAAAUCCCUGGAGCCAAGGCCUUGGAGCAGCACAGACUCUGACGGAUCCGUUCGGAGCAUGCGGCCCCCUGUUACCAAAGCCAGCAGUUUCAGCGGAAUCUCUAUCCUCACCCGGGGUGACAGCAUCGGGAACAAUAAAAGUGGCAGUGCAGGAAGGAUCUCCAGGCCAGGUAUGGCACUAGGUGCCCCAGAUGUUUGCAACCAGGUCACCUCAUCCCAGUCUGUCCGAGGCCUUCUCCCUUGUACUGCCCAGCAGCAGCAGCAGCAGCAGCAGCAGCAACAGCAACUUCCUGCUCUCCCACCCACGCCUCAGCAACAGCCACCCUUGAAUAAUCACAUGAUCUCACAGCCAGUCCCAGCUCUGCAGCCCUCUCCGCAGCCUGUUCAGUUCUCUCCAGGCUCCUGUCCCCAAGUCCUUCUGCCAGUCUCUCCACCCCAGCAGUACAACAUGGCAGAUGACCUCAGCAACCCCUUUGGACAGAUGAGCCUUAGCCGCCAAGGUUCUACUGAAGCAUCUGACCCAUCCACAGCUCUGGUUCCAGCCCCCACUUAGCUCUCCCAGCACCCUCAGCAGACUAGCUUCACAAUCAUGGCUUCUACGGGUCAGCCCCUCCCCUCUUCCAACUAUUCCACCUCUAGCCAUGCACCACCUACCCAGCAAGUCCUGCCACCCCAGGGCUACAAUGCAGCCCCUCAACAGAUCCAGGUUUCUUACUAUCCCCCUGACAGUAUCCUAAUUCCAACCAGCAAAUACCGACCUCUCUCUCACCCGGUGGCCUACAGCCCCCAGCGUGGUCAACAGUUGCCUCAGCCAUCCCAGCAGCCUGGUUUACAGCCCAUGAUGCCUAACCAGCAGCAGGCGGCUUACCAAGGCAUGAUUGGGGUCCAGCAGCCACAGAACCAGGGCCUGCUCAGCAACCAGAGGAGUGGCAUGGGGGGCCAGAUGCAAGGCCUGGUGGUUCAGUACACUCCACUGCCUUCUUACAAGUGGGUCCCAGUGGGUAAUGACUCACAAAAUGUGGUCCAGCCGCCUUUCCAGCAACCCAUAUUGGUCCGCAGCCAGUCUGUACAAGGGGGCCUCCCAGGAGGGGGCGUGCCGGUCUACUACAGCAUGAUCCCUCCGGCUCAGCAGAACGGUACAAGCCCUUCUGUGGGGUUUCUGCAACCUCCUGGCUCUGAGCAGUACCAGAUGCCUCAGUCUCCCUCCCCCUGCAGCCCACCACAGAUGCCACAGCAGUACUCAGGAGUGUCACCUUCUGGACCAGGUGUGGUGGUCAUGCAGCUGAAUGUCCCUAAUGGACCCCAACCUCCCCAGAACCCAUCCAUGGUCCAGUGGAGUCACUGUAAAUAUUACAGCAUGGACCAGCGGGGGCAGAAGCCUGGAGACCUGUACAACCCUGACAGUAGCCCCCAGGCCAGCACGCAAAUGAGCAGCAGCCCCAUCACCUCUCCUACCCAGUCCCCAGCACCCUCUCCUGUCACCAGCCUCAGCAGUGUCUGCACAGGACUCAGUCCCCUUCCUGUCCUCACACAGUUCCCGCGGCCUGGGGGUCCCAGCACAGGUGAUGGGCGCUACUCCCUCUUGGGCCAGCCAUUACAGUACAAUCUGUCCAUCUGCCCUCCUUUGCUCCAUGGCCAGUCGACUUACACGGUGCACCAGGGACAGAGUGGACUGAAGCAUGGAAACCGGAGCAAGAGACAAGCACUCAAAUCUGCCUCCACUGACCUAGGGACGACAGACGUUGUCCUGGGGCGGGUGCUGGUGACGGAUCUCCCUGAGGGCAUCACUCGGACUGAGGCGGACAAACUCUUCACUCACGUUGCCAUGUCCGGCGCCAAGAUCCAGUGGCCUCAAGGGACGCUCAAGGGGCUGCCUGGCGGGGGUGGGGGGGACAAUAGUGGGACUGCCGAAGGCCGCCACGCGUACCUCGCUGCCUUGUACACCAUCGUGGCUGUGUUCCCCAGCCCCUUGGCUGCCCAGAAUGCCUCCCUUCGCCUCAACAACUCCGUGAGUCGCUUCAAACUUCGAGUGGCCAAAAAGAACUAUGACCUGAGGAUCUGGAGCGAGCCAGCUCCCAAUAAACAGGAGGGAAGGGUACUCGCAAAGCAGUGGUGGGGGCAAGGUGGAGGGAGUUGAGGCGCCCUGAAGGACCGUGGACAGAGGGAGAGAGGAGGUGGCGGGCCCUGUGCUGGAGCCUGAGACAGCAGGGACGAAGACAGAGGCAGACACACUCACACUGGCACUGGACUCCUCCUCACCCCCUGCCGUGGGUCCUCCCGUUUUCCCUGGCGAGCCUCUGUCUGCUUCCUCCCCUUCCCAUCCUCUUCUAUUAUUUUUUAUCUCCUCUCCCACCAUGAAAUGAAUUUCAUAUUUUUUGGUCAGGUAGAAUUGGGAGGGUCUUAACACUCCCCUAUUCUGCUAUUUCCUUACCAUCCCAAGCUCCCUUUUCUUUUUGGUCUUAUGAAUAUAUUUAUAUGGACAGAAUUAAGCAAAUGAAAUUGAACUUCCCUUUCUUCUCACUUCCCCCAUCUUGUCACCCCAACCCUGCAGAGUUGAAACUCGGGCCUCCCCCCGCCCCAGAACACUCGUACAUCGUUUGUUUGAGGUUCGUGCCGCAGUAACAGAUAUAGUAUUUAAUUGCACAUACAGAUGUUUGCUGGGUAUAUUCACUGUAAUUUUAUUUAAUCUGACUUUUUGUUUGUUGGGGGUUUACUUGGGGGGAGGUUGAUUUUGUUUUUAAAUAUAUAAAAAAAAUCUGUCACUGGA
Molecule: messenger RNA, 5039 nt
Organism: Phyllostomus discolor (pale spear-nosed bat)
Lineage: Eukaryota; Metazoa; Chordata; Mammalia; Chiroptera; Phyllostomidae
Gene: R3HDM2
Product: R3H domain containing 2
Molecular function (GO): nucleic acid binding
Source: RefSeq, a predicted model, not a curated record